AAGAAGAAGAGACAAAAACGACGUAGUUUUGGACCCAGGUCCACAGCAUAAUUUGCCCUAUCUCUACUCUCUCUCUCCCGUCUCCACUUAGCUCCACCGGCGGUCGGCCUUAAAUUAGUCUUCUCCAUUUGGCGUCUGCUACUUUGCUCCGUUUCCCUUCGGAUUUCCUAAUCCGCAACCCUAACCAAACCAAACAUCAGAGCUGAAGAAUAGAACGAUUUUAGGUUUUGAUUUCGAGUGGCGCCUCAAUGUUCUUUCAAUUUAAUGGCUCGGAAACUCAAAACCGUAGCAGAUGCAAGUAGGGAUUUAAUAAGUGAGCUGCCGGUAGAGGGACAGAAUAUUGGAGCGUUUGCCCACCCGAGACGCCGCCACAACUGCUCUACUCUCAAGGAACUGGAAUCAUUUUUGGUUGCAGCAUGAGCGGCUUGCAUUGGAUGAGGAAUUCGUGCAAAGUUUCCAACAGUCCAAAGAUGAUGAAGGUAGAACCAUCGUCAACAUAAUCAAUAAUAUCCUCUUUUCCCGUGCUGGGCCUGUUAGGAAAUUUACUCUAGAGAUAAACGCUGAAUGUGAUCCUUCGCCGUUGCCGCAGCAAUCUGGUAUUGAUAGGUGGUGUCUUUUUCUGUCAAAGAAAUGGUGCGGAGGAACUUAACUUAUAUUUAUUAUGUGAUGUAGAGCAAGAUUAUCAGCUGCCAUUUUGUUUACUCUCUUGCAAUUAAGAAACUGAUAGUCCAAGUUCCUUUUAUUAAUUUGCCUGUAAAUGAUUGUGGUUUAUUUUCCAAUGUCGCUUCAUUAGCUUUCUUCAAUGUUGUAUUUAACCGCAGUGUUAAUGGAAUUGCCUCUAGUAUUAGUAUUCCUAAGCUUGAAAAGCUGGCUCUCCAUUAUUGUGGAGGUAUGAAUAAAUUUGAGAUCUGCCCUCCACGGCUUGCAAUCUUGUCUGUUAUUGAUCCUAUUGAUGAUUACUUUUAUUCGAGAUGGUUGGCACCGCAUUUGAAAGCUAUUAAGACUCUUUGGUUGUGUGGCUCUUCAUUGUCGUGUAUGCGUGUAUCUAUGUUUCCAACUGCAAUAAAUCUGCGAGUGCUGAAGCUAUAUGAAUUAGAUUUUCGGUGUCGGAAGCAGCUCAUCAUUUCUAUGCAAUUGCUUCAAAAAUGCCCCAACCUAUGUGAACUAUGGAUUAUGGCUUAUGAGUUUUGUGGGAAGGAUGACCAAGAAGCUGCUUCAAGGCUUUUGGAGGAUCAAAACAGUUGCUUAUUUAUUCAAGAGCUGCAUAUGCUUAACACAAUUAAGAUUGAAGCAUUUAUUGAUCAAUCCGCACUCGAAAUGCUUUUUGUGAAAACGCUGCUCUCAAAAUCCCCUGCGCUAGAGAGAGUUGUUAUUGUGGAGUCUUUGCGUAAGAAUGCCUCUGAGGUGUUGAGAAAAAUCCAAGGGAAGUUGGAAUGCUUCCCUCGUGCAUCUCCAAAUGCACAAAUUGUCUGCACUGGUGCACGUAUGAGUGAGGACUGGAUGGAUACCCAUGGUGUUAGGCUUUAUUAAUGAUGUGUAACCAUCCAGAUCCUCCAAAAGGCUUGAAGCAGCUUCUAUGUGUUUGAAAAUAAAGUGAUCAUUCUUGAA
Molecule: messenger RNA, 1608 nt
Organism: Ipomoea triloba (trilobed morning glory)
Lineage: Eukaryota; Viridiplantae; Streptophyta; Magnoliopsida; Solanales; Convolvulaceae
Exons: 3
Coding region: 892-1530 (212 amino acids)
Source: RefSeq, a predicted model, not a curated record